AUGCUGGAACGUGCGGUGGAAGAUCCUCAAUGGCUGAACGCAGCGAGAAUCUUGCUCCACGUGGGUGCGAGCACCACUGCCACGCUGCACGGCCAACCCCUCUUGAGCUUUGUGCAGGAGCAGGCCGACAACAACCAAGCGGGUUUCAAUGAUCUCCUGGAGCCAUUCCUGCGGCGGCUGGGCCAGGACAUCGACCCAUGGGUGCAGCCAACAGCGUUGUUGGAGGAUCGGACAGCCGAGUGUCCAAUAUGCCUUGAGACGCUUUGGACCUCGACUCCCACGGCGUUUGUGAAGCUCGUCGAAGGUGGCGGACAGAGCGUCUUCCAUGUGAUUUGCGCGCACUUCUUCUGCUUUGACUGUGCCAGCCAGCAGUACAUGAAGCAGCAGCAGGCGCAGGCGAACGAGUACUUCUGCCCGACAUGUCGCGCCACAGCUCACGAGGUCAUGCCCAUGCCCGACAUUGCCGUGAAUCCCAGGCUGUGGUUUCAGUUUCUGGAUGUGAACCGAUCCGGGGAGAUUGACCAAAACAUGGCAGUUCAAGCAUUGGAGGCCAUGCUACCCAUCGACACGGAACGCCUCCAUGAGUCCAUCGCUGGCGGGUGGGCAGCUUGGGCCAAGGGUCAUGUCACGGAGAACGACUUCUUUUCGAAAGGAGGCCUUCUGGAAUGGAUCCGUGCCCAUCAGCAUGACCUCGCUAAUGCGGUGAAGCGGGGUGCUGCACCUUCGUUGCCGGCAGAUGACCUCCAAGACUGGUUUCGGCAUUGGGAUGUGGAGCAUCGAGGAACCCUCGACAAGGGCCAGGUGCUGCGUGCCUUGUGCGAGGCUUCCAAAACUUCGUCGCUGGAAACAAGGCGCAUCCAGGAGCUCAAGGAAGGAAUCACAAAAGUCUGGGACAAGUACGACUUGUCCCUCGGUUUGACGCGCCAGCACUGCAAAGAGCCAAAGCUGGCGGCAGAUCUCGCAGCAUUGGCAGAGAAGGUGGCUGGAAUGGCAUCUUAG
Molecule: messenger RNA, 999 nt
Organism: Symbiodinium sp. CCMP2456
Lineage: Eukaryota; Dinophyceae; Suessiales; Symbiodiniaceae
Source: the annotation of a GenBank genome assembly